Messenger RNA from Synchytrium microbalum, 1044 nucleotides. RefSeq lists its product as uncharacterized. Gene Ontology annotation, biological process: proteolysis. NCBI's taxonomy places the organism in Eukaryota, Fungi, Chytridiomycota, Chytridiomycetes, Synchytriales, Synchytriaceae. Gene Ontology annotation, molecular function: metalloexopeptidase activity. The transcript has 6 exons. The coding region runs from base 1 to 1044 and encodes 347 amino acids. The record is from RefSeq and is a predicted model, not a curated record.
AUGGCAAAAGACCCAGAAGCAGAACCUGCAUGGAUGACUGAGCCAGAAAUAUUCGAGCUCUAUAAGAAGUCAAUCCCUUUUAUCGACGUAACUGAUCACUGGAACACGUUGGGUGAUGGGGUUACCGCAUUCGCAUCUGGCAAGUUGCAACCGUCGUAUAUACCAACGAAACCGGCACAAGAAGAACUAGUCCGUUCUCUAAACUCCAAGAUCGAUCCUGCUGCCAUGAAGAGCUUCCUUACCGCCUUUAGUGGCUUCCAGACCAGAUACUUUAGAUCUAAUGCUGGAACUCUAUCACAGGCAUGGCUGACCGAACAAGUAAAGAUCUAUGCAGAGAAGGCCAGUGACAAGGUCAACGUAACUGUGAGGGAGUUUGCUCAUACGUGGAACCAAGCUAGUAUUAUUGUACGAUUGGAGAAGGCUGGCGUUGCCGAUGAAGAGGCCAAGAAGGGUGAAAUCGUAAUCGUCUCUGCCCACCAGGACUCUGUAAAUCAAUGGAACCCCUACUUUGGACGAUCACCAGGCGCAGAUGACGACGGCAGUGGAACCACCACCAUAUUCGAAGCAUACAGAAUCCUCAUCGACGAGGGAUUCGUCCCAGUCAAACCUAUCGAAUUCCACUUUUACUCGGCAGAAGAAGGUGGACUACUUGGUUCGCAGGAUGUCGUUGCAAACUACAAGAAGGCUGGAGUCCCAGUUGUAGGAGUGUAUCAUGCUGAUAUGACUGGUUAUCCAGCAAAGAAACCUUCAAUUGGUCUGAGUACCGAUUUUGUUGAUCCAAGUUUGAUGGCGUUUUUGAAGGUUUUGGUAGAGACUUAUUGUGACGAACCCACCGUCUUUACUAAAUGCGGCUAUGCUUGCUCAGAUCACGCUACUUGGACAAAGGCUGGAUAUCGAUCAUCAUUCACAUUUGAAGGAGCAUUUGACGACCACUCGCCUUACAUUCACACAACUGGAGACAGUGUGGAGACACUAUCAUUCACGCAUAUGGCCCAAUUCGUGAGAGUGGCGAUAUCAUUCGCUGUUGAGCUCAGCUCAGCUUAA